Messenger RNA from Diceros bicornis minor, 1264 nucleotides. It is a transcript of the gene BARHL2, whose product is annotated as BarH like homeobox 2. The transcript has 3 exons. Gene Ontology annotation, cellular component: nucleus. Gene Ontology annotation, molecular function: RNA polymerase II transcription regulatory region sequence-specific DNA binding; DNA-binding transcription factor activity, RNA polymerase II-specific. The coding region runs from base 104 to 1264 and encodes 386 amino acids. Gene Ontology annotation, biological process: regulation of transcription by RNA polymerase II. Lineage: Eukaryota; Metazoa; Chordata; Mammalia; Perissodactyla; Rhinocerotidae. The record is from RefSeq and is a predicted model, not a curated record.
GCGGCGACAUUGUUUAGUGUUUAUUUUGUUUUACGAUCGAUAGCUUCCUCUGCUCGGUCGGGGCGGCUGCUGAGCGGCGGAGUGGCGUGGACCUCAUGUAGAAAUGACAACAAUGGAAGGGGCCAGCGGGUCGAAUUUUGGAAUAGACACGAUUUUGUCCAGUGCCAGUUCGGGCAGCCCCGGCAUGAUGAAUGGAGAUUUCCGCCCGCUCGGCGAGGCCAGGACCGCGGAUUUUAGGAGUCAGGCCACUCCGUCCCCCUGUUCGGAGAUUGACACCGUAGGAACGGCGCCUUCUUCUCCCAUCUCGGUCACCAUGGAGCCCCCGGAGCCGCAUCUGGUCGCAGACGGGCCCCAGCAUCACCACCACCUCCACCACAGCCAGCAGCCGCCGCCCGCCGCGGCCCCCACGCAAAGUUUGCAGCCUUCGCCCCAACAGCAGCCGCCGCCGCCGCCACCGCCGCAGCAGCCACCGGCCCAGCAGCUGGGCUCGGCCGCCUCGGCCCCCAGGACUUCCACCUCUUCUUUUUUAAUUAAGGACAUCUUGGGCGACAGCAAACCUCUGGCGGCGUGUGCGCCCUACAGCACCAGCGUCUCCUCUCCCCACCACACCCCGAAGCAGGAGAGCAACGCAGCACACGAGAGCUUCAGGCCAAAGCUCGAGCAGGAGGACAGCAAAACCAAACUCGACAAGCGGGAAGAUUCCCAGGGCGACAUCAAAUGCCACGGAACAAAGGAGGAGGGAGACCGGGAGAUUACGAGUAGCCGAGAGAGUCCCCCUGUGAGAGCCAAAAAGCCUCGCAAAGCCAGGACAGCUUUCUCCGACCACCAACUCAACCAGCUGGAGCGUAGCUUUGAGCGGCAGAAGUACCUGAGCGUGCAGGACCGCAUGGACCUGGCGGCUGCGCUCAACCUCACAGACACCCAGGUCAAGACCUGGUACCAGAACCGCAGGACCAAAUGGAAGCGGCAGACCGCGGUGGGCCUGGAGCUGCUGGCCGAGGCGGGGAACUACUCGGCACUGCAGAGGAUGUUUCCGUCGCCUUAUUUCUACCACCCAAGCCUGCUGGGCAGCAUGGACAGCACUACGGCCGCGGCGGCCGCCGCCGCCAUGUACAGCAGCAUGUACCGGACUCCUCCUGCGCCCCACCCCCAGCUGCAGCGGCCCCUGGUGCCCCGCGUACUCAUCCACGGCCUGGGGCCCGGGGGACAGCCGGCCCUCAAUCCCUUGUCCAGCCCCAUCCCAGGCACCCCACAUCCCCGGUGA